This is a messenger RNA of Colletotrichum spaethianum, 534 nucleotides long. RefSeq names its product superkiller protein 3. Gene Ontology annotation, molecular function: SUMO conjugating enzyme activity. Gene Ontology annotation, biological process: protein sumoylation. Lineage: Eukaryota; Fungi; Ascomycota; Sordariomycetes; Glomerellales; Glomerellaceae. Gene Ontology annotation, cellular component: nucleus. The record is from RefSeq and is a predicted model, not a curated record. The transcript is spliced from 4 exons. Bases 1 to 534 code for a protein of 177 amino acids.
AUGUCACUGUGUCAGAACAGACUCCAGGAAGAGCGGAAACAAUGGCGCAAAGACCACCCCUUUGGCUUCUUCGCCAAGCCCCAGCGUAAUGCUGCGACGGGAACGCUCGAUCUGAAGGUUUGGGAGUGUGGAAUCCCGGGAAAGGAGAAGACCAUCUGGGAGGGAGGCUUGUUUAAACUGACAAUCACAUUUCCUGAGGCAGGAUCGCAUAAUUUCACCGAACAAACCUUUGCUGACCUCUUUCCCCGACCAACAGAGUAUCCGACGAAGCCACCCAAGUGCAAAUUUGUUCCUCCCCUGUUCCACCCCAACGUCUACCCCUCCGGUACCGUAUGCCUGUCGAUCCUGAACGAGGAAGAGGCGUGGAAGCCCGCGAUCACGGUGAAGCAGAUUCUGCUCGGUAUUCAGAACCUGCUCGACGAUCCCAACCCGGAGUCGCCGGCCCAGGCUGAGGCGUACAGUCUUUUCAAGAAAGAUAAGGCGGAAUAUGAGAAGCGCAUCAAGCGCGUUGUGAGGGAAAAUCCGGCACCCUAG